Messenger RNA from Oncorhynchus mykiss (rainbow trout), 2606 nucleotides. The record is from RefSeq and is a predicted model, not a curated record. Lineage: Eukaryota; Metazoa; Chordata; Actinopteri; Salmoniformes; Salmonidae.
UAAACAGUACCGUAUUUCAAAGAGCAGCGCGCACAAACUUUUCAUUUAGCCACACCCUUUACACUGAAGAGAGAGAGUGUUAUUGGUUGGCAUCAUAGUUUAAACGGAAAUGAACAGUGGCCAACAACAAUUUCCACGUUAGCGUUUUUAUUUAGACCUUUUCUUAACACCAUAGGACUCAAAAUAUGACGUUUAACUGCACAGCAUCGCAUACGUACCCCGGGUAUUGUUUAAUUCGCGUUGGAGACAGGACUUGGUUGACAGAUGUUAUCUAGGUAACCCUAGCUAGCUAGGUGCUAACAAUGGAUAACUGUAUGGUUUUUCACACUCAAAUUGCCUCGAUAUUGGAGGUGCUAGCGAAUGCAGCCGUGGCAGAUAUCUGUAAACUCGUAGAAGACGAAUAUGCAGUGUUUCGUUUGGAAAUUUCUCAAAGCCAGAAAGAAAACGGGGCAUUGCGGAGGAAACUGCAUCUUUUGGAACUAAAGGUGGCACGAGAGCGCGUCGUCGUCAGUCGUCCCAGUAGUGUCAAGAUCCUCGACGGAUACAGAGGAAUGUCAAGAGGUGAAGGAAAUCUAACUGGAGGCCACAGGAGCUUUGUGAAGCCAGCGGUACACCAUACAUGGAGAGAUGACCAACCGAUCACUAUUGAUGAGGGUAGUGGAACCUCAACCCAGCACGUUAUCGUGAUAGAGUCUGCAGAUGCAGAGGCUACAGGUCCUGGGGUCAAGCUGGAAAAGACUGAAGGAGAGGUGGAAACACGGCAAAGAAGAGACAUCCAGACUGGAGCUCAUCCUGUAGCCACAAAGGACCCCACCAUCGCCCCAGCGCCGCCCAGGAACCGACGCAGCAUCACAGAGGUCAGUGGAACGCCGAAAGCCACCCUGAAGUCAGAAACAGACACAGAGACUUCAACUGUAACACACAGGCUCUUACACCCAGGAUCUGACCCAGAGAGACUGGUGCCACUGGACUGUCCUCCCGUUCCCGGCUCAGACUACUUACCGGUAUUUCAUCAGAGCCAAAGGACGGUUCAUUCCCAUGGUGAUGGUGACGCUUUAGACACUGGGGUUGAUCUGUCUUGUUCUUACGCUACAGAGAUGGACCCUGACAACAUGACCUUGGGUUUAGAGACACAGACUGAUCUGUCUAGAGGGGACUGGAACCAGUACAGUAGUACUGUAUACUCUGAAGGGUGCCUAGAUAAGAAAGGGGAAGUUAUAGUGGUAGAUGAGGUGAAAGUGGAGGGCCACGCUCCUCCCACAUGGAGUGCAGAUAGUCACCUAGGAGUCGGACACUCACAGGGCAGAGAUUUCUUAGAUUACAGGGGAGGUUCAGAGACAAAUCAACAUUUUGUCACCCACUCACCUUUACACACGCUCAGGGAUCGCGACCCAGUAUCUACGUCGAUGGGGCCUCCUGAUUCACAUGGCCACGUCCUUUUCGAUCAGGUUUUGAACUCAAUCGACAGGGUUAAAGCCCAGGCUCAGGGAGGGGGAGCAACAUCAAGCAAUAGUAAAGAGAAACGGUUCCUCUGCAUGUUCUGUAACAAAGGCUUCAGCUGCCCCCAGAAGGUGGAGAUCCACCAGAGGGUCCACACAGGGGAGAAACCCUUCAGCUGUACCCAGUGUUACAUGUGCUUUGCCCAGGCUGGUGAUCUGAAGAGGCACCAGAUGGUCCACACAGGGGAGAAACCAUACAGCUGCCCCCAGUGUGAGAAGAGGUUCUCUCGCCAGCACCAGCUGAAGAGGCACCUGAAGGUCCACACGGGAGAAAGGCCGUUCGCCUGUGCACACUGCAGGAAGAGGUUCUCAGAGAGAAGCUACCUCAGGAUACACCAGGAGAAAAACCAUUCUACUCUAUAACAUAGAAAGUCACCAUUCCACUCGAUACCAUCUGACUUUAGAACAAACCCUGCAUUAAAUACAGAUGAAUUGUAAUUGUUGUCAACAGAAAAGACCCACAGAUGCAUUUGGAACAACGAGAGUAACCGAUUUCAGUGUUCAAUAUUCCUGGGUAGAAUAUUGCAUCCAGUGUGAUAUACACUGUAUACAAAACAUUAAGAACCUCUGCUCUUUCCGUGACAUAGACUGACUAGCUGAAGACUUUGAUCCCUUAUUGAUGUCACUUAUUAAAUCCACUUCAAUCAGUGUAGAUGAAGGGGAGGAGACGGGUUAAACAAGGAUUUUUAAACCUUGGGACAAUUGAGACAUGGAUUGUGUAUGUGGGCCAUUCAGAGGGUGAAUGGGCAACAUUUAAGAGCCUUUGAACGGGUUAUGGUAGUAGGUGACAGGCGCACCGGUUUAUGUUGAGAAUUGCACCACUGCUGGGUUUUUCACGAUCAACAAUUUCCAGUGCGUACCAAUAAUGGUCAGACACCAAAAGGACAUCCAACCAACUUGACACAACUGUGGGAAGCAUUGGAGUCAACAUGGGCCAGCAUCCCUUUUAAAUACUUUUGAUACCUUGUAGUGUCCAUGCCCUGACUAAUUGAGGCUGUUCUGAAGGCAAAGGGGGGUUUGCAACUAGAGGUCGACCGAUUAUGAUUUUUCAACACCGAUACCGAUUAUUGGAGGACCAAAAAAAGCCGAUACCAAUUAAUCGGACCA